AUGGGUACUAAACGUGCAAAUCAGUUUCGUUUGAUAACAGUGUUCAGCGUAACAUCGUCAACUGCAGCUUCCUUCCUCUGUGUGGUCGUAAUUCCGUUAUUCUAUACUUAUGUUCAAACAAAGACAUCUUUGAUGCGAGAAGAGGUUAACUUCUGCAAAUCAAGAUCUUCAAAUAUAUUAGACGAAGCAGCUCGAAUACAGGUGCUCUCCCACCAUGAAGAAAACCGUGCGAAAAGAGAAUAUUCAAAUAUUUGCUGUGGUUGUGGCCACUCGCCACAAGGGCCAGAAGGUCCUCCUGGUCCUGAUGGUUCAGACGGUCCAGAUGGUAUUCAGGGGCCACCAGGAAAAGAUGGGCCUGACGCUCCACCACGUCUAGCUUCUUCAAAAAUAAACUGGAAUCUAAUUUGCGAACCUGGUCCACCGGGUCCUAUGGGACAACCAGGGCCAAAAGGUCUACCAGGCAAAGCAGGACCUCGUGGAUCUGAUGGAGCUCCAGGACCUGCAGGUCCUCCCGGAUCUCCAGGUCCUCGCGGCCCGCCUGGA
Molecule: messenger RNA, 543 nt
Organism: Enterobius vermicularis (human pinworm)
Lineage: Eukaryota; Metazoa; Nematoda; Chromadorea; Rhabditida; Oxyuridae
Source: the annotation of a GenBank genome assembly